AUGGCCAUUGCAGAGACAGAAAGCAAGGCAAUGGAGGGCACACAAGAAAACGGGCCUUGUGUAAUAUGCUGUGCUCGCAUGGCCUACAGUGAACUCUGUCCUUGUUGGGGCUUGUCUGACAGACAUAGCAUCGCUUGUCACCAACCCCUCUCUGAGGGAUACCCUGGACGUGCGACAGAGUUGGUAGAUCUGGUCAUCUCCAAAGGUAUUGAAGGUGUAAGCGGUCGGCUCAAGAAGGAGGAGGAGGAGAAGAAGAAGAAGAAGAAGAAGAAGAAGAAGAAGAAGAAGAAGAAGAAGAAGCAAGAUGCUAUGAUUGGUCCCCUGCAACGGAAAAAGUCAGGUGACUGGAUCCCUACCAAGGCCGAGGCAUCAACUUCUCAUAAAGAGAGGGUAACACUCCAGUCAAGAUAA
Aspergillus sclerotioniger CBS 115572 is the source of this 411-nucleotide messenger RNA. RefSeq lists its product as uncharacterized. Bases 1 to 411 code for a protein of 136 amino acids. The transcript is spliced from 3 exons. The record is from RefSeq and is a predicted model, not a curated record. Lineage: Eukaryota; Fungi; Ascomycota; Eurotiomycetes; Eurotiales; Aspergillaceae.